GAAGUCGCUGGAUAUACAACCUUAUCAACUAUAACUCAAGAAAUAUGCCAUCAAACACUAUUGAAAAGGGAUCUCAUGUUCUCGUUACUGGUGUGACUGGAUUUAUUGCAACACAUGUUGCAAACCAGCUGUUGAAAGCUGGAUACAGGGUGACUGGAACUGCUAGAAGCCAAGCUAAAGCUGAUGCUGUCCAGACUCUUUUUGCUGACUAUGGAAGCGAUAAGUUCAAAAUUCUUAUCACUGGAGACUUGGAAAAAGAAGGAGCUUUUGAUGAAGCUGUCAAAGAUGUUGAUGCUAUUGCUCAUACGGCUUCGCCAGUGACUUUUAACCCUGAAGAUCCAAUCAGAGAUGUCGUCAAUCCAGCUAUCAAUGGAACAAUCAGUCUUUUGCAUUCCGCACACAAAUACGGCAAGAAUGUCAAGCAUGUCGUUAUCACUUCCAGCGUUGUUUCAGUUGCCAGCCGAGAUAUUGAUCAUCCCUAUACCUUCACUGAGAAAGAUUGGAAUGAGGGAGCUUACGAAAAGAUUCGUCACUGGAAAAAAGGAGAUCCUGUAGAUGGCUCUAUCUCUUAUGCAGCAAGCAAAACCGAAGCCGAGAAAGCGUUGUGGAAAUUCCAAAAAGACGAGUCUCCAAAAUUCACCAUAAAUGCAAUCUUACCUGCUGUAUGUAUCGGCAGAAUCAUUCCCGCACCUAAGUCAGCUGCGGAGGUGUCGGGAUCCCCUGGCAUAAUUGCUGUGUUUUACACUGGAAAGGUAGAUUUGACAGCUGGCAACGGCCAAAUGCCUUACGUCAAUGUAGAGGAUGUCGCUCUGGCACAUGUUCGUGCUAUUGAAAGAGGGUCUGAGACAAGUGGCGAACGUUUCAUCUUGUCGGCAGAUACUUAUGAUCCUCAACAAAUUGUUGAUAUUCUGCGUAAACAUUAUCCAGAACGCAAGGAAAUUAUUCCUGAAGGCACCCCUGGAAAAUAUCCACCUCAUGAUCAAACUUUUGAUGGCUCCAAGGCUACCAAGGCUUUAGGUAUUCAAUACAAGGACCUCGAAACAUCGUUGGUUGAGUUUUCGGAUAGCGUUAAACAUGUUUUUGACUUGUAAAUAUUGUAAUAAAUCCAUAGUGCAUGCCCAGAAGGACAGCAUGCAUUUUGUUCAUGAGAUAU
Molecule: messenger RNA, 1153 nt
Organism: Umbelopsis ramanniana AG
Lineage: Eukaryota; Fungi; Mucoromycota; Umbelopsidomycetes; Umbelopsidales; Umbelopsidaceae
Exons: 2
Coding region: 45-1091 (348 amino acids)
Molecular function (GO): oxidoreductase activity, acting on the CH-OH group of donors, NAD or NADP as acceptor
Source: RefSeq, a predicted model, not a curated record